Molecule: messenger RNA, 537 nt
Organism: Adineta ricciae
Lineage: Eukaryota; Metazoa; Rotifera; Eurotatoria; Adinetida; Adinetidae
Source: the annotation of a GenBank genome assembly
AUGAGUGUAUGUACAAAAUGUACAAACGCAUUUCCAGCAGGAUCUCGUAUCACUGAGUUUGAUGGCAAACAGUACCACCCGGAAUGUUUUGCUUGUGCUGAUUGUCAAAAAGCAAUUACAUCACAAUUCUAUCCAUUCAAUAAUGAUUAUCUAUGUGCGGCAUGUCAUGAAACACGUUUUCCACGCAAACGUUGCGCUAAAUGUGGUUCAGUGAUUACAUCGGCUGGUAUUACAUUUGCUGGUGCGUCGUAUCAUGCGACUUGUUUCGCAUGUGUAACAUGUAAACAACCGAUAUCAGCUCAAUCAAAAAUCUCUUUGGUCGAUGGUCAACCGUGUUGUGUGAAUUGUUAUGAAGAUAAACACGCAAAACGAUGUAGUCGCUGUCAGAAAGCCAUACUUGCUGAUGUUGAAUAUCUGGAAUUCGAAGAUAAAUAUUGGCAUAAAGAAUGUUUCACAUGUUCAAAGUGUCAGAAAUGUAUUGCUGAGGAAAGUUUCUAUCAAGAUGGAAAUUUAAUAUUGUGCAAAGAUUGCAUUUAA